Molecule: messenger RNA, 1248 nt
Organism: Thamnophis elegans (Western terrestrial garter snake)
Lineage: Eukaryota; Metazoa; Chordata; Lepidosauria; Squamata; Natricidae
Gene: TTC23L
Product: tetratricopeptide repeat domain 23 like
Molecular function (GO): protein binding
Source: RefSeq, a predicted model, not a curated record
AUGGAUACCAAUGGGGAAGACCAAGAAAUGUGGGCCCAGCUGAUGGCCCCUCCAGCAGCUCAGCUGAUAGAAGCACAGAGAAGAGCAGAAAGGUUUGCUGAAGAAAAACAGGUACAUAAAAGCUGCAAGGAGUUGGUGCAAUGCACAGUCCUCACUAGAAUUAUCUAUGGAAACCAACAUUGGAGGCUAGCAGAAGCUCUUGCCAAUCUCGCUCACGGCUACCUUACCUUACAAAGUCUUCCGUGUCAAGCUAUGCACCAUGCAAAUUCAGCGAAAUAUAUCCUCUUUUCCCUAAGGGGUGAUACUCCUCCGGCAUCCUCAGAGGAGAAAGGAACUAUUUGGAGCACCCUUGUGACAAUCUACUACACCUUGGGCAUGGCAAAUCUGAUGCAGAAAGAUGCCAAAGAAUGUUACUGCAACCUGCAGAAGGCUAAAAAAUGCCUGGAAGAACUGCAAGGGUUAGAUUGGAAAGGAGCUGGCAAACCUAAAGUGCACCAAGACAUCAUUGUGGCACUUGGCAGGGCAAGUCUGCAGAAAAACGAAUUAGAUUUGGCAUCCAAGUAUUUUGAGAAGGCCGUUGAUGAUCUCGUUUCAGCCGAAGGAGAUGCGGCUCCAGAACUGAUACCUCUUUAUCAAGAAAUAGCCAAAAUCAAACGAAUGAAAAAAAUGUAUGAAAAAAAUAUUGGGAAACUUCCACUGGCUCAUUCUGUGUCAUUAGCUCUCUACCAGAAAUCCAGCACUGAAGUUGGAUCCGCAGCAUUAUUCCUGGGAAAGGCUUAUGCUGCUACAGGAGAAGAGAAUCACACUGAGGCUGCUGAAAGGUAUUUCAACGAGAGCUUGGCAGCCUACAAUGAAGCAUUAGGAAUGGACCAUCCUCAGACAAUCAGGGCCCUCAAAGUUUUCAGCAAGUGGCUUGGACUUGCUGGAAAAAGAAAGCAAGCCUAUGAAUUACUCAAAGGGUCCUUUAAAACUCAACAAAAUCCCUGCAAUGAUUUUAAUAAGCAGGCCGUUGAACGAUUAUAUCUCAUGGGCUGCAUUUGCCUAGCAGAGGAGAAAAUAGGGGAGGCCUAUCAACUGCUCAGUAAGUGUGUGCAGAUUCAGAGUGUUAUUUAUGGGUCCCACCACAAGAAAACCAAAAAGAUACAAGAGCUAGAUAUGAUGAAUAGGCUUCCAACUGAACAGAAAUCGACCAAGUGUCUAAAGCAGGAUAAAAAGGCAACAUUAAUUUUCUCCAUUCCAGAUCUUUAG